Molecule: messenger RNA, 1563 nt
Organism: Photinus pyralis (common eastern firefly)
Lineage: Eukaryota; Metazoa; Arthropoda; Insecta; Coleoptera; Lampyridae
Product: probable deoxyhypusine synthase
Exons: 5
Coding region: 136-1239 (367 amino acids)
Biological process (GO): peptidyl-hypusine biosynthetic process
Cellular component (GO): cytoplasm
Molecular function (GO): deoxyhypusine synthase activity
Source: RefSeq, a predicted model, not a curated record
AGGUAGAUUAGACAUGCGGUUCCACUAUCAACAUUGCUAUUACUAGAACGUAAAUUUAUCGAAUAACGAACGACCUUAUAUACUCUUGAUAAAAGUGUGGGUAACACAGUUUUACAUUGCCGCAAAGAACGUAAAAUGUCGCAUUGUCUUAAAAUGAAGAACGGUGUUUUCGAGGCAAUAAACGCGGUGCUUAGAAAGAGCGAGGAUACUUCGAAUCUAAAAGAAGAGGUGAGAGGUUACGAUUGGAAUAAGGGUAUCAAUUAUGGCCGCUUGUUGGAAACGUAUGCAAACACCGGAUUUCAAGCCACUAAUUUUGGUCUGGCAGUCAACGAAAUAAACAAAAUGAUUGAAUGCCGCCAGCAGCCAACGCCGGCACAGAACGGCGUCAACGGUACGGAUCACUGGUCCCCAAAAAACAACUGCACGAUUUUCUUGGGAUACACCUCCAAUAUAAUUUCUUGUGGCCUACGCGAAACCAUCAAAUUUCUCGUCCAGCACAAGAUGAUCGAUUGCAUUGUGACCACCGCGGGCGGUGUGGAAGAAGAUAUUAUAAAGUGUUUGGCACCUACUUACUUGGGUGACUUUCACCUAGACGGAAAUGCACUCAGAGACAAAGCGAUAAACCGAAUCGGAAACCUACUAGCACCAAACGACAACUACUGUAAGUUUCAAGAUUGGAUCAUGCCACUUUUGGAUCAGCUACUACAAGAGCAACGAACCGAUGGUGCUCUUUGGUCACCGAGCAAAAUUGUAAAACGAAUGGGCGAGAAGGUCAAUGACGAAGAGAGCGUCUGCUAUUGGGCGGCAAAAAAUGACAUUCCAGUAUUUUGCCCAGCGCUCACCGACGGCAGCAUUGGAGACAUGAUAUUCUUCCAUUCUUUGAACUCGCCGGGACUGAUCGUCGAUAUUGCGUCGGAUGUUCGGCGUUUGGAUCUGAUGGCAAUUAAGGCUUACAAUAGCGGCAUGAUAAUUGUCGGCGGUGGUCUAGUAAAGCACCACAUUUGCAAUGCCAACUUAAUGCGAAACGGAGCCGAGUACGUCGUUUACUUGAACACCGCUUCGGAAUUUGAUGGAAGCGACGCGGGUGCCCGGCCCGAUGAAGCCAAAUCCUGGGGUAAAAUUAAGCAGUCGGCAACACCGGUUAAAAUUUUUGCCGAGGCCACGCUCGUGUUCCCAUUACUUGUCGGGGAGACAUUCGCCAAACAUUAUUUCGCUAAUAAGGCGAAGAAUGGUUUUUAGUUCAAUAAUCUAGUCGCUAGUAAUGAAUACAAAGAGGCUUCGUGGACCGAAGUAAUAAGGAAACGUCCGGAAGAUUUAAACAAAUCGUGAAACGUCAAUCUUGGGAAAAUGUGGUUCAUCUACAAACACCUAGUUAGAAACGGUGAUUUUGCAGGUAUAAAAAGGCAUCUUUAAUUCCUGAUACGUAUACAAUUUGACCCACGAAGACUGUCGGCGAUCCGCGCCCCUACCCCCCAGGUGGCACAUUUCUGAUUUCCGUUAAAUUUAAUACCUUUGGGCUAUUAAACUUAGACAAACUUUAACAUUAGUUUUUUAAAUAAUCCC